Messenger RNA from Tarenaya hassleriana, 910 nucleotides. Its product is annotated as calcium-binding protein CML24-like. The transcript has a single exon. NCBI's taxonomy places the organism in Eukaryota, Viridiplantae, Streptophyta, Magnoliopsida, Brassicales, Cleomaceae. The record is from RefSeq and is a predicted model, not a curated record. The coding region runs from base 74 to 580 and encodes 168 amino acids. Gene Ontology annotation, molecular function: calcium ion binding.
CCUAACUAGCUCUUUUAAUUUCCAAGUUCUUUUUCAAAAUUCAAAUUCACUCCCUCUUUCUCUCUCUAGAGCAAUGGCGAAGAACGGAUCGGUUCGGACCUCGUUAGGGUCCAUGGAAGAAAUCCGUAAAGUGUUUCAGCGUUUCGACAAGAACGGCGACGGAAAGAUCUCCGGCGACGAGCUCAAGGACGUGAUUCGAGCCCUCAGCCCUUCGGAUCCGCCGGAGGAAGCGGCGCGUAUGAUGGAGGAGCUCGAUCGCGAUGGCAACGGAUUCAUCGACUUGGACGAGUUCGUCGCUCACUUCCAAAUCGAUGUCCAAAAUCACGGAGAAAACGUCGACGGAGAUAAUAACGGAAGCAAUAACAACGACGUGAAGGAUCUAAAAGACGCGUUCGACAUGUACGAUCUGGACGGGAACGGGCAAAUCUCGGCGCGUGAGCUGCACGCUGUAAUGAAGCGAUUAGGGGAGAAAUGUUCCGUCCGGGAUUGCGCGAAGAUGAUCAGCAAGGUCGACGCAAAUGGCGAUGGUUACGUCAAUUUCGAGGAGUUCAAGAGGAUGAUGAUCAACGGCGGGGCUUGAAAUCCAUUUUGUAUGUAAAAGACUGCUUCGUAGUUUGAUAUUCUCUCUAACUGCCUUCCUGAUAACCGUGACGGCUGCGCUUUUAGAUUUAGGAAUGGUUCAGGAAAAACCUAGAAAUUCCAGCAAAGCCUCUAGAUACUCCAGAAGGUUUCUGCGAGUUUGUCUGCUUCCUCCGUUUCUCUGUGUUCGAUUCGGUAACUGUAAGAUUUGUUUUUCUUUCUAGCUUUGGGAUCUUCUCUCUAACUGCCUUGAUAUGGUGGCUUAAUGUGAUAAUAAACUGAUUAUACCAUAAACAGAUUAAAACUCUAAUACUGAUAAGGGGAGUUUUAA